Molecule: messenger RNA, 2985 nt
Organism: Nothobranchius furzeri (turquoise killifish)
Lineage: Eukaryota; Metazoa; Chordata; Actinopteri; Cyprinodontiformes; Nothobranchiidae
Gene: mtmr7b
Product: myotubularin related protein 7b
Biological process (GO): phosphatidylinositol dephosphorylation
Cellular component (GO): membrane; cytoplasm
Molecular function (GO): phosphatidylinositol-3,5-bisphosphate phosphatase activity; phosphatidylinositol-3-phosphate phosphatase activity
Source: RefSeq, a predicted model, not a curated record
AACGUGAUAACGGUUAGCUCAUCAGUUAUCAGCCACAGAGACGACGGACGGGGAGUGGUCAGAUUCGGACCGGUACCGGUGACUCCGGGUCCGUUCUAAACCGGUUUAACCGAACAGAAGCGGGAAGCCGAACCGCGGGAUCAUGGACGGCCUUCCGGGGCAGCGCUGGAGCAGCGGGGAAGGCAGCUCGCGCUUCGGAAUGAAUCCGGGGAUUUAACCGCUGAGGAACAAAAACACGUCGGUGGUUCUGUCUCCAUCUCCUCCAUUUUGGUUGUCAGUGAUGGAGAACAUCCGGACUCCAAAGGUGGAAAACGUUCGUCUCCUGGACCGCUCAUCGGGCCAGAGGAAGGCCACCAUUGGGACACUCUACCUGUCUGCCACACACAUCAUCUUUGUAGAGGACAACCCAGAGACACGCAAGGAGACGUGGGUGUUGCACAGCAUGGUGAGCAGCGUCGAGAGGCCCCCCCCCACUCCCUCAGCCAGUCAGCUGAUCCUUCACUGUAAAGACUUCCGGGUCUUCCAGAUCCUCGUCCCUCAGGAGAGAGACUGUGUGGACGUCCACGCCUCGUUGGUCCGUUUGUCUCGACCAGAGAGGUACAGCGAGCUCUACUGUCUGUCCUUCAACCCCAACGUCAACAAAGAGCAGAGGGAGGAGUCUUGGAGCUUCAUCAGCCCGUCAGCCGACUACAGGAGGAUGGGACUCCCCAACAACCUGUGGGUCAGCACGGCUGCCAACAGCGAGUACCGGCUGUGUGACACCUACCCCUCUGAGCUGUUUGUCCCAAAGUUGGCCACGCCCGCUGUCAUCGUGGGCAGCUCCAGGUUCAGGAGCCGAGGACGGUUUCCUGUUCUGUCUUACUUCCAUCAGGACACACUGGCGGCGGUGUGUCGGUGCAGCCAGCCUCUGUCGGGGUUCAGUGGUCGCUGUCAGGAGGAUGAGGUGAUGCUGCAGGCUGUGAUGAAGUCCAACCCAGGAAGUGAUUUCAUCUAUGUGGUGGACACCAGACCCAAGCUGAAUGCCAUGGCCAACAGAGCAGCAGGGAAAGGCUACGAGAACGAGGACCACUACACCAACAUCAAGCUGCAGUUCAUCGGCAUUGAGAACAUCCAUGUGAUGAGGAGCAGCCAGCAGAAGAUCGUCGAUGUGGGUCAAACGCGUGCUCCGUCCAUGACGGACUUCCUGUGGGGUCUGGAGAACUCGGGUUGGCUCAAACACAUCAAAGCGGUUCUGGAUGCUGGAGUCUUCAUCUCCAGGGCGGUGGCCGACGAGGGGGUCAGCGUUCUGGUUCACUGCUCAGACGGGUGGGACCGCACGGCCCAGGCCUGUUCAGUAGCAAGUCUCCUACUGGACCCGUUCUACAGAACCAUGAAGGGAUUCAUGGUUCUGAUAGAGAGGGACUGGGUCUCUUUUGGACACAAGUUCUCUCACAGGUAUGCUCACCUGGACGGAGACCCUAAGGAGGUGUCCCCGGUCAUGGACCAGUUCCUGGAGUGUGUGUGGCAGCUGUCGGAGCAGUUCCCGUGUGCCUUCGAGUUCAACGAGCGCUUCCUCAUUGCUGUUCACACACACGUGUACUCCUGCCAGUUCGGGACCUUCCUUGGAAACUGUGAGAAGGAACGUCGAGAUCUGAGGCUCCGAGAGUGCAGUCACUCUGUGUGGCCUCAGCUGUGGGCGGACCGGGCCCAGUACACCAACCCGCUCUACAAGGCCGAACUGGGCCAGAGCCACGGGGUCCUGAAGCCCAACACCACCCCCUACUGCUUCAAAAUGUGGAAGGGUCUCUACAACCACACAGAGAAGUCAACGCCUCCUCGCCAGUCACCCGCUGACUUCCUGUCUGCUGUCAGAGAGGAGUCCCAACAGCUGGAGGAGGAGCUGACCAAUCACCAGGAGAGGAUCCGGGCCCUUACGGGGAAGCCAAUCGUGUGGGAGAAGAUUGAGGUUCUGAGGAGGACGACCGGCCACCUGCAGCAGAGACACAGCGGGCCGGACCCGCCCAACACCCAGUCGGAACCAAAACCCAUCUCUCCACUUUCCAACACUCCGAUAUGUUCCUCGGACCCGGCCACUCGGAAGGCUCACCGCCGGGACUCGGCCCCCUCUGGACCGCUGGGGCUGCAGCUGGACCUGGAGGACCUUUUUGCCUGCAGCGACCUGGAGUCGGGCGUGGCCGACCUCAGCAGCCGCUCAUCCAGCGGCGCUGACGACAGCAAAGACCCGGAUCUGGAGUGAGGAACGGGAAGGGAACCUAAAUGUAUUUAUUCAGGCUGAUUGGACUAAAUCAUUUAUUCAAUUAUGGAUCAAAAGGGAGAAAACUCUUUACCCUCUGAAUCAAACUCGCAUCACGUCAGCUUUGAUUUCCACUGAACCAGACGGCUGAGUUUGCUUCCAGCUGUGGGAUGGACAGAUGUGACGGGAUAAUGAUCUCCAUCUUUUAUCAAACGGUUUCACUCAGAAAUCAGAUCAAAUGGACCCGAAAAGUCCUGAUGAAACCAGAUUAAUCUGGAUGUUUGACUCAAACUUGGCGGUUCUUAACCACACUAAAGAAUCUAAAUAUUUUACUAUAAAAUGGAAUCAUAAACACGCGUAACCUUCGUUUACGACGUAUCAAACGCGUCUUCUCCUUAAACGCAUGAGACGGUUUGUUUAUUCCUGCUAAGUCAGGUCAUUAACCCCAGAGGAAGUUUUACUGUGAAAACGAACAAACGUCUUCAGAUUGUUCUUAAUUUAUUGUUUUGUUUUUGUGAUAUUCGAUUGUUUUGAUUUGUUUUAUGAUGUUAUUUGUAAACAUUUACACGCGGACCAGAACCAGAACUUGCAGCUGCUUGUUGGUAUUUAGAAUCUGGAGAUAAAAAUGUCUUUUAGAUGAUGUAGGUCCCCCAUCUCUCCCUCUGACCUCGUGGUAUCGGACCUCCUCUCCUCGAUACCUGUGGUGUGUGUGUGUGUCGAUGUAGAACAUCAAUAAAGGCUGUUAAAGGAAA